GGAUUAGACAACAAAUGUGCAGGGGUAUCGACUAGCACCUGCUAAUUAGAGGGCAUAAUGGAUAACGGCAAAUCGACCUCAGGGAUCACCUAACUCCGCUUUCCCGGCUAACUCCAGUGAUAAGUUUCAAAUGGACAUGCGAAUACCGAUGACAAAUGUGGGACAGCUGGACCUUAUAAUUGAUUAUCUUGCAGCUCUCGUACUCCCACUUCCUUCAACUUACUCGUUCUUAUACCUCUGACCCUCAAGACUUCAACUUCAAUUGAUCGACUCGCCCCACAAUGACCUCCAACGCCCCCGCUCAAUGCUGCACCGUCGGCGUCAAGCACGAGGGCAAAGCAGCUGGCAAAGUGCAGGAAUUCGGUGGCUACCAAGCCUAUGUCUCUUUCCCGCAAGAUAAAAGCACUACCUACGGCGUCCUCCUCCUGCCGGACGUCAUCGGCCACGAAUUCAUAAACGCCCAGCUCAUCGCCGACCAAUUCGCCGCCAACGGCUACUUCACCGUCAUGCCCGACCUCUUCUCCGGCGACCCGGUCAAGCUGAACCCCCCCGAGGGCUUCCAGAUCAUGGACUGGCUGCAGAACCACCUGCCCGCCAACGUUGAUCCGAUCGUGGCAGCCACAAUCGCAGCGAUGCGCAGCGCAGGCGUACAGAAGCUCGGGGCUGUGGGCUACUGUUUCGGCGGCAAGUAUGUGGCGCGAUUCCUGAACGCGAAGGGCGGCGUGGAUGCCGGGUUCACGGCGCAUCCGAGUUUCGUGGACGAGGAGGAGUUGAGGGGUGUGGAGGGGCCGUUGAGUAUUGCGGCUGCAGAGACGGACAAGAUCUUCCCAGCCGAGAAGAGGCGCCAGACGGAGGAUAUUCUCAAGGAGAUGAAGGCGACGUAUCAGCUGAACCUGUUCUCGGGCGUGGAGCACGGUUUUGCGGUCAGGGGCGAUGUGUCGCAGAAGCAGAUUCGGUUUGCGAAGGAGCAGGCGUUCUAUCAGGCUGUGCAGUGGUUUGAUGAGCAUGUCAAAGCGUAA
This is a messenger RNA of Pseudovirgaria hyperparasitica, 1019 nucleotides long. Its product is annotated as alpha/beta-hydrolase. The record is from RefSeq and is a predicted model, not a curated record. Bases 282 to 1019 code for a protein of 245 amino acids. Gene Ontology annotation, molecular function: hydrolase activity. Lineage: Eukaryota; Fungi; Ascomycota; Dothideomycetes; Acrospermales; Acrospermaceae. The transcript is spliced from 4 exons.